CACGAUUCUCCGAGUUCGUCCACUGUCGAAUGUGUGAAACGAUCGCACGAUGAUCCAGAUUUGACUCCAACAGCCUUCAACUCUCCAAUGUCUGAUGUAUUCCUCAGCGGAUCAUUCAGUCCUUCUCUGAACUCGGUCGAUCCGCAUGAGUGUCAGAGCCCCACAGAUUUUUCCCCGCCCCAUAUCAUGGAGUCCGAUCGAACUCUGCCCACCGAUAGGAUGUUGGAGGGGAUAGCGGAAGAAGAAGAAUGCGAUAACCAGGUGACUGCAUCACCGGAGGCCGAGAAACAGUUUGCGGAAAGCAUUAUUCUCACACUUCAUCGAAUUCUUUGGCUUGGUAGUGGAAUGAACCGUAAUUUACUCAAAGGAAAUGAAACAAAAGAAAAUCCAGUGAUGGUCUAUCAUGAAGCCUUUGCAUUCCUGACGGAAAUUCAUCGAACACAUGAACUGAUUGCCCCCUACUUCUACCUGGUGCAACGUUUAUUGGAACACUUGAUAGCAUCUUUUGAAGAGGAAUUGGUCAACAGUGUGCCUAGUGCAGAAUUUUUAAAGAACGAAUCCAUUCGAGUGUUCACAAUCUCUCUUAUUCGGCUGAUUGUGGAUUUGACUUGCAAUCAUCCAAAUCUGGUGGAUUCGGAAUAUCGAACUGAGCUACUUGAUGCGGUCAUGCAACUUCUCCAAGGGACCUUGAUGGUUUGGGACUCGUGUGAAAAGUGGGAACAAUUGGAUGCCCUAACCUUGCAUCUGCUUUUGAUGUGGGUAUCCGAGAGCUUAUGCUCGAAUCAAGUGGAAGUGAUCCCAGAUGGUCUUGUUCGCUUGCACUUUGUGAUUUGUCAGUUAACCGAGGGUAAAACUCUGAAUAAAGCUGCAUUUCUCCUCUACCGCCUGGAGAAAUUACUCACCUUCUUUGCCCGGAUGGUUGAAUUCGAGGCAUCCGUCAGCCAGCUGGGUGGGAAUGAUUGCAUUACCAGCCCGACACCUACUUUGUCCCAUAGAAGGCAUCCUCAGGCGGGUAGCGGUUUCACUCCGGAAACACACGAGACCAGUCAAACAGCCAAAUCAGAUUCACAAGCUCCUCGUCUAAAGACACUGAGCGAUUCUUUGAUUCAUCUUACUCCAGUUGUUACAAAAGUGUUGAUCAAAUUCGAACCUGUGCUCGAUUUGCGUUCACAUCUGCCGGAUUUAGACUGGAACAGUGUUUCCUUAUUCAAAAAAUUUAAUCAUUACCGGAAACAUUCCACCGAACAGUGGCGUCACUUCCUCGAAACAAGUAUCAAACCGGUUGCGGAAGCGUACACGUCCAAAUUUAUCGUAACCACCGUUUCUGAACAAACUCUGUACAGAGCUGUGGCAAACGAAGAUCUGACCAAGUCACGACGUUAUCAGCGCACGCUGGAAGAUAACAUGGCGACCAAACUGUAUGAUGCACUGCCCUCGUUUGAUCUUGACGCACUCGGUCUCACGUCAAGCAGAAGUUCCGGUUGGCGUCAGUUGUGGUCAAGCGACCACACCAGUGCUAAUCAAGUACUAUUUAACCAACACAACAGUGUGGUUGGAUUUGGUCCAUUGAACACUUUUGCCGGUCCAAUUGCGUUUUCAGCGGACUAUAAACAAGCCCUGCUGUCCUACAGAAUACAGGAGCGGUUCAUAUGUCGUGAUGAAUGGCUUACUGUAGUUCAUCAGUUGACCGCCAUCAGUCCGCUGGCCUCAUGGUUCAUGGGCUGUCGAAUGCGGCCAUUGCUUGAGCCCAGCCUCAAAACUACAAUUUAUGAACCACCCAACGCCUAUAGCAGAACAUUUUCAGUUAGCGAAGUUCUCUCUAGACUGGCUGGAAACAUUGGGGAUGAAAAUCCAGUUCGUUUUGGUGGACUGGAAACAACCGUAGAAGAAUUGACGGUUCGCAGUAGACGAACCACUGUGGUGCGGAUAUCCACUAGUAGUUUAUCUGGAAAAGAAGCAACACUGAUUGUUGAGACCCCGUCGCGGUCGAAGUCCUCGGUUACGCAUGUGGAUGGCAAAGUGGUCGAGGCUUUACUCGCAAGAUGUACUACUAACACAACAGAGUUAAGUGAAGACCAAGUUGCCGAAACUGAAUGGAAUAAUUUUGCUGAUCCUGACGAUGAAAUCACAAAGGGGAUCCCGAAUGAUUCUUCAAAAUCUGAGGAUAAAACGCUGGACGAUCCUUCUAAUGAUUCAAAAUUCGGUUACGUAAUGGACAGUAGUCAACACUCUGACUCGGAAGAGUCAAAGCGAGAUACUGAUGCGAGGAGAUUGUCCUUGGCAGAUCGACGAAAAGUAGCUACGGAGAAAGGUCUCGAAAAGCUGAAUCUGAGUAAUAUACAAAAUCCUCGACAGAGCUUUUCUAUCGAAAAGGGGAAAGGAAGCUGGGGAUCGAGUUCACAGGAUCUGUACAAACUGCAAUAUCAACACCCACUUUCCAGGCGUUCGCAAGUGAUGACACCUAUGACCAUGAGACCUCAAGCAAUCGCGGCAACAUCUGAUGGAGGCGGAGGAACAUUCCUUCAGGGCAAAAGUGGGCUUUUACGGUGCCAAGCCCAAAUGAUAACACCUUUGGAUGUGAUAGAAGGCACUUUUAUUGUGACGCAUAGUAUGAUUCGAUUUGUUGGUUUUCUCGAUCCCAAGAAGAGACCCAGUUUGGCUAGCUUAUCAUCCGCACCGUUCUCACACGAUUCGAAUGACAGCUUUACAGAUCGUAGGGUAGCCACUUUUUCGUGGAGACUAGCGAAAAUUCGAGAGAUUCAUCUCCGUCGCUAUAAUCUCCGUCGAUCAGCGAUCGAAAUAUUUCUAGUGAACAAUUUAAAUUACUUGUUCAAUUUCGACAUACAGAUGCGAAAUAAGGUGUAUUGUCGUCUGAUAAGCCUUCGAUUUCCCAAUCAGAGUGCCACAAACAGUCGCAGUCCCAGAGAACUAUUCAAGGCUUCCGGUUUAACCAAGCGCUGGGUGGAACGGGAAAUCUCAAACUACGAGUACCUAAUGUCUUUGAACACUAUUGCCGGUCGAACAUUCAAUGACCUCAACCAGUAUCAUGUGUUCCCGUGGAUUAUUGCCGACUACGAAUCCAAAGAGUUGGACUUGAAUAAACCUGAAACGUUUCGGGAUUUAUCUCGUCCGAUUGGAUUGGCUAACCCAGAAUUUAUUCAACGAGUGAAAGAGAAGUACGAAUCUUUUGAAGAUCCUGGCGGUACGAUACCGAAAUUUCAUCACGGUACGCACUAUUCCAGUGCUGCCGGUGUCCUUCACUAUCUCGUUCGUCUUGAGCCUUUCACUGCGUUCCACUGUGAAUUACACGGUAACAGAUUCGAUGUGCCCGAUCGCCAAUUCCAUUCCAUUCCCGGCACUUGGCGCUUCAUCAUGAGCAGUCCAAAUGAUAACAAAGAGCUCAUACCAGAAUUCUUCUCACUGCCGGACUUCUUGAGGAAUGACAAUGAUUUCAAUUUCGGCUCCUUUCAAGAAUCCAACGUUCGUAUAAAUCAUGUGGAACUGCCUUCCUGGGCUUCCAGCCCCGAAGAUUUCAUUCAAAAGCAUCGUGCCGCACUUGAGUCCGACUAUGUGUAUAAACAGACUGGUCCUGCCGCAGUGGAUGCUCUGAACGUGUUCUUCUACGCUUCAUACGAGGGAGCGGUGGAUUUGGAUAAAAUCCCCGAUGAACUGGAACGAGCUGCGAUGGAAAGUAUGAUUAACAACUUUGGUCAGACUCCUUGUCAGUUGCUGAAGGCCCCUCAUCCAAAGCGCCUUACCUACUCAGAGUGGUUAAGUUCACUGCUUAACCAGCGCCGCAUCCCGUUAACGAACCUACUUGUAAUGAAACGGAACUAUCAUCCUGUGCAACUUGCUGAAUUGAAACGACCAACGUUGACUGUUACGCAUAGUAGUAGCACAUCACUAUCUGAGUCCAACAACUCGCUAAAUGUUGUGGCGUCGGAAAGUGAGGAUGAUAACCCUGUUCACUCCGAUUCGGCCGAAUAUGGUGAAGCUACCUCAAACAGUAGUCGCGCAAUGGAGCCAUCGGAUGAUGUUCCCACUGGAGAUAGUCUGGUUACUAAAGAGCUUUGGUCGAUGCAUUUGGGCUCUAAGGCUGCUGAGAAGCAGUAUGUGUUUGGAGUAAAUUGUCGCAUGUAUCAUCUGGUGGGAGUACUUCAGGUAGAACGUUCAACAUGUAUUUCAGCAUCUUAUUUGGCUGUAAUCCCAGCUUUCCGCAUGCCUCCGCCAGCUCUUGUGAAUAGAUCAGCUUCCGGGGAUGAUUCGGCUUCAGCGAGUUUUAGUGGAGAUUCAAAAAUGACAUCCAGCCCAGAUCCAAGUCACGUACUGAAGACAGUGGCAUCUCUAGCAAUGGCAUCAGCAAAGCAAUCAUCUUCGGAAAUGAAUGAACCCAUAGAGGAUAGAAGCAGUUUUUCUUAUGACAUCAACUGCCCUGAUUUUGGCAUUCCACGGACUUCUCUGGAACGUCUCGCUUCUUUGGUUCUUUCCGUUGAUGAACGUGGAUCUAUCAGUCGUUACAUUUGGCGACCAAAAGACGGUUCCUCUUCGACGGAAAAUUCGGCCAUUCGCGCGCAAGAUAACUUCCAGUUGGAAUUAAGCAGCAAGAAUAUGCUUCACCGUAACUUGUGUAGUGUCGGCCCGUUGGAUCGGACAGUGUUAUGGACACCAAGCAAAUUACGUUCGAUCAAAACCGCCGUGGAUACUCCGAGUGAAUCCAUUCCGUGUGAAAGUGAAUCCAACACACUUGGUUCACAAAUGUUUGCUGUCAGUAGUGAUGGUUGCUGGUUAUUUGCGGCCGGGCGAUGGGAUAAUCGGCUGGCAAUUUACAAUGUUCAUCGGUCUCGCCUUGAAACAUUGGUUACCAGUCCACAUUCAGACACAAUAAGUUGUGUUGCAAUCGAUACAGUUGAUGGUUUGGGAGACACGAAUCCGUUUAUUACACGUCCGGACUCGGGACGUCGGAGUAGUAUUUCAAUAACAUCCUCUAGCAAUCCAUCACUACAGCCAUUUGGUGCCCCGCUGAAUGAUACAGUCAAUCCCACGCGCUACUUGAUUACCGGGAGUAAAGAUGGGACGUGUGCAGUAUGGGACCUGGAUCCCACUGAUGUAAAAGACGCAAAUAUGGAUGAAGUUCGGUGGGAGUCGGAAAACACUGUGCCCUCUUUUCAAGAUGAUGAUUUUUUGGUCGAGUUUUAUGGUGGUGAGGAUGAGCUUUGUGACCCCGAUCGAUUCUUACUCAAGCUGCCUACAUCAUCCGUAUCUCAUCCUCAGGUAAAUGAGCAACGGAGCCCAACUGCAAUUAACAUCACUGUCUCCGAUACGGAAUCUGGCCUGGGCACAGAGAAUAAAGAUAGCCCGAUCGAUAUAUGUGAAUCUCAGUCCAGACUGGACUUCUCGCGUCUGAAAGCGGGCAGGUUUCCACAACAUGGAGCACCGUUGGUCUAUUCGCAUGCUGGACACGCAUUUUAUCCGCCUGGUGUGUCUGGAUUCCAACCUUCAUGUUCUCGGCCGUUAAUCAUUGUACGCCGUCUGUUCUACAAUGACGCAACUGGUGAUCCAGUCAGCACAGUUGCUUUGAAUAUGAGUCUUGAUUUGGCUUUAGCAGCCACACGUGGAGGGAGACUAGUGUACCUCUAUGCCGUUCGACGUUCAAGUUGGUCUAAAGUUUUGCACUUGGAUGGUUUAAACCAAACUCCCGGGACCCCGUACAAUUUACCCGCUUUCCGGUCCACAUCUACAGCAACAUCCCUCACAUUCACUACGGGAUUUCAAGUACAUCAUCUAAUUACGCACAUGGACGUGAUCACAAUUUAUCUGCUUUCCACCUUGCCGACCCAGUUGAGCCUGGAAUACUAA
Messenger RNA from Echinostoma caproni, 5856 nucleotides. NCBI's taxonomy places the organism in Eukaryota, Metazoa, Platyhelminthes, Trematoda, Plagiorchiida, Echinostomatidae. The record is from the annotation of a GenBank genome assembly.